Molecule: messenger RNA, 1480 nt
Organism: Solanum stenotomum
Lineage: Eukaryota; Viridiplantae; Streptophyta; Magnoliopsida; Solanales; Solanaceae
Product: protein PELPK1-like
Exons: 1
Coding region: 37-1320 (427 amino acids)
Source: RefSeq, a predicted model, not a curated record
AAACCAAUAUCUGGCCUUAGAAUCCAAUUCUUCUCAAUGGGAAGCCAAAUGAAGAAGCAAUUUGCUUGUGCUUUGGCAUUUUUCUUGAUUGCCACAUGCACUAUGGCAUAUUCACCUUAUUCUUAUGAAUCAUCAGAUUCAACAUACAAUAAAGUACCAACCACAGUAGUCAAAAGUGAAGACUUCAAGGCACCCUCAGAGUCUGAAAAGGAAUAUAAGUCGUCAUUCUUGCCAAAAAAUGAUUACUACAAGAAGCCAUUAGUUUUAGAAGAUAACUAUAAGAAAGAACCAUCUGUUUCCGAACAAGAAUACAAGGUGCCAUUCUUGCCAAAGAAUGACUACAACAAGAAACCAUCAUAUUCAGAAGAUAACUACAAGAAGGCGUCAUAUGUUCCAGAGGUACCCUCGAUGGAUAAACCAGCAUAUAAGGAGUCAUUUUUUCCAAAAUUUAACUACUUCAAGAAGCCAUCAGUUCCAGAAGAUAACUACAAGAAGGCGUCAUAUGUUCUAGAGGUACCCUCGAUGACUAAACCAGAAUAUAAGGAGUCAUUUUUUCCAAAAUUUGACUACUUCAAGAAGCCAUCAGUUCCAGAAGAUAACUACAAGAAGGUGUCAUAUGUUUCAGAAGUACCCACAGUGCCUAAAUCGGAAUACAAGGUACCAUCUUUGCCAAAGAAUGACUACUACAAGAAGCCAUCAUAUGUUCUUGAGGAACCCUCGAUGGCUAAACCAGAAUAUAAAGAGUCAUUCUUACCAAAAUUUGACUACUUUAAGAAGCCAUUUGUUUCAGAAGAUAGCUACAAAAAAGUACCAUAUGUUUCAAAGGUGCCCUCAGUUCCUAAAGAAGAAUACAAAGUGCCUACUUUGUCAAAAAAUGAUUACUACAAGAAGCCAUCAGUUCCAGAAGAUAACUAUGAAAAGGUGUCAUAUGUUCCAAAUCUACCCUCAGUGCCUAAAGAAGAAUACAAGGUGCCUUCUUUGUCAAAGAAUGACUACUACAAGAAGCCAUCAAUUCCAGAAGACAGCUACAAAAAAGUGUCAUAUGUUCCAAAGGUGCCUUUUGUGCCUAAAGAAGAAUACAAGGUGCCUUCUUUGCCAAAGAAUGAAUACUACAAGAAGCCAUCAAUUCCAGAAGAUAACUACAAGAAGGUGUCAUCUGUUCCAGAAGUACCCUCAAUGUCUAAACCAGAAUACAAGGUGCCAUCUCUGCCAAAAAAUGACUACUUCAAGAAACCAGCACCUUCUCCAUCACCACCACCUCCUUACUACCAUGAAUCAUCUUCAACACCUUCUCCAUCACCACCUCCUCCAUAUUAUUAAAUCUUCAUUUUUCACGCUCAACAUGUUUCAAGGAAGUCCUUCUCACGCUCAACAUAUAUGAGUUAGAAGGCAUGUUAUCAAAAUUUGUAAUUCUUUAUUUGUAUUUUGAAUAUUUCCAGAGGAUUGUUUAUUUCAAUUGAAUACAAGUUCUUUUUAUUAA